Anopheles merus is the source of this 354-nucleotide messenger RNA. RefSeq lists its product as uncharacterized. The transcript is spliced from 2 exons. Bases 18 to 323 code for a protein of 101 amino acids. The record is from RefSeq and is a predicted model, not a curated record. NCBI's taxonomy places the organism in Eukaryota, Metazoa, Arthropoda, Insecta, Diptera, Culicidae.
UUCCACACAGGAAUGUUAUGCUCGUGCACAAAUGGGAAGGUUUAAAAUGGAGGCCAACACACACGCAAAAGUUUGACAGCUGGGUUUGUUCGGAAAAAGAGGAUGAGGCGCGCAGUGGGGAAAAGAACACAACGGGCGAAACGGGCAAGCGUCAGCGCAAUUGUCACAAUGACUGUCAACUAGUGGAGCAAAAAUACGCCAUCGCGGUUGCCGAGGUAAGAGCACUUUUGUUCCGCCGCUGCUUUCCGGAAUUUCUUUGUUCGUUUCGCGAAAAAUUCGGCGUAAAAACCUACGCGCCCAACGCACCAACGGCAAAAGAUUAACGUUGUGUUUCUUGCGCUGAUUGCGCGCCCG